Molecule: messenger RNA, 3575 nt
Organism: Erinaceus europaeus (western European hedgehog)
Lineage: Eukaryota; Metazoa; Chordata; Mammalia; Eulipotyphla; Erinaceidae
Gene: CDC25A
Product: cell division cycle 25A
Exons: 15
Coding region: 431-1990 (519 amino acids)
Biological process (GO): positive regulation of G2/M transition of mitotic cell cycle; G2/M transition of mitotic cell cycle; positive regulation of G2/MI transition of meiotic cell cycle
Cellular component (GO): nucleus; cytoplasm
Molecular function (GO): protein tyrosine phosphatase activity
Source: RefSeq, a predicted model, not a curated record
CCUAGGCAGCUAUUUACCGCGAAAAGGCCGCCACAGCGCACAAGACCCAGCCGAGCGGCGGAGCGGAGUCGUGCGGUCCCGCGUCGUUGAGAGGGUGAGAGGAAAGCGAGGAGAGCGUGAGCUCAGGCCGUUGCCUCGAGGUUCUCGCCGCUCUCCCUGCCCGGCCCCCGUGUUUGUUUGGAUUUAAUCUUCUGGUUGCCGGCGCCCGCCCGCCCCCGGCCUCGCGGGGUGAGCGCCGCAUCCGUGCGUGGGGUGGGCGCCUGCUGCGCCCCGACUCCCACCCGCCCGCGCCGCCCGCCCGCGGCCGCCGCGUCUCUGAACCGCGGGGUCGUGUUUGUGUUUGAGCCGCGGGCGCCGGCGAUUGGGCGCGCGGCCGAGGCCGGUGCCAGAGGGUGGGCGCGGCGGAGGAGGAGGGAGGCCGGGUGCCGCCAUGGAACUGGGCCCGGAGCCCCCGCACCGCCGCCGCCUGCAGUUCGCCUGCAGCCCCCCUUCCACGCCUCAGCCCGUCGUGAAGGCGCUGUUCGGCGCGCCCGCCGCCGGGGACCUGUCGCCUGUCACCAACCUGACGGCCACCAUGGACCAACUGCAAGGACUCGGAAGCGCCUGUGAGCCGGCCCCGGACGCGAAGAACGGCAGCCUCCAGAGAAUGGGCUCCUCCGAGUCCACCGACUCAGGCUUUUGUCUGGAUUCUCCUGGGCCCUUGGACAGUAAAGAAAACCUUGAAAUUUCCAUGAGAAGACUAAAUUCUCUACCGCAGAAACUCUUGGGGUGUAGCCCAGCUCUGAAGAGGAGCCUUUCCGAUUCUCUUGACCAUGAAGUUUUCCAGCUGGUUGAUUCAGACGAAAACAAGGAGAACGAAGCCUUUGAGUUUAAGAAGCCAGUAAGACCUGCAUCUCGUGGCUGCUUGAACUCUCAUGGACUUGAGAGCAAAGAUCACCUCACACAGAGGCAAAACUCUUCCCCUGCUUGGAUGUUUUCCUCAAGUGAGAGAGAUGGCAGCGAAUCGGGAAGUUUUAAGCCACAGUCGCCUGGGACUGCUGCUUUGUCAGAUGAGGAUGAUGGUUUCAUGGAUCUUCUUGAUGGAGAGAAUCUGAAGAAUGAUGAAGAGACCUCAUCCUGCAUGGCAAGUUUAUGGACAGCUCCCCUUGUUAUGAAAAGAAAUGCCAACUUUGGUAACCGAUGCAGGCUGUCUGACUCCCCUUCCACAUUCAGCUCCGCCACCCGGUUAGCUCUGAAAAGACCUGAGCGAUCUCAAGAGGAGUCCCCACCUGGAACAACCAAGCGGAGAAAGAGCGGGGGUGCGGCUUACCCUCAAGAAGUAGCCAGUCCAGAGAAGUCACAAGAGACUUUAUAUCAGUCUUUAUCCCCGGCAUCUUCCCCUAAAGAGACUAUUGAGAACCUUUUGGAUAAUGAUCCAACAGACCUUAUAGGAGACUUCUCCAAGGGUUAUCUGUUUCACACAGUUGCUGGGAAACACCAAGAUUUAAAAUAUAUCUCUCCAGAAAUUAUGGCAUCUGUUCUGAACGGCCAGUUUGCCAGCCUCAUUAAGGAGUUUGUCGUCAUCGACUGCCGUUAUCCAUAUGAGUACGAGGGAGGCCACAUCAAGGGUGCAGUGAACUUGCACAUGGAAGAGGAAGUUGAAGAGUUCUUACUCAAGAAGCCCAUUGAACCUACGGAAGGGAAGCGUGUCAUUGUUGUGUUCCACUGCGAGUUUUCUUCAGAGCGAGGUCCUCGAAUGUGCCGGUAUGUGAGAGAGAGAGACCGACUUGGUAAUGAGUACCCCAAGCUCCACUACCCCGAGCUGUAUGUCCUGAAGGGCGGGUACAAGGAGUUCUUCCAGAAGUGCCAGUCUCUCUGUGAGCCCCCCAGCUACCGGCCCAUGCACCAUGAAGACUUUAAAGAAGACUUGAGGAAGUUCCGCACCAAGAGCAGGACCUGGGCAGGGGAGAAGAGCAGACGGGAGAUGUACAGCCGCCUGAAGAAGCUCUGAGGGACAGUGCCGGCAGCAGCAGAAGCCUCCGGCCAUCCCUCCCCCCCGCCUGGGUUUUCUUCAAAGAUAUUUGACAAAAGAAGUCCGCGAGAAGUCCUGGCGCUUCCGUGCUUUAGCACCCCCACGCCCCCGCGGCUGAAGCCCAGAGCACCUGCUGGCUGUGCCUCUUCUGUCCCUGCAAGGACUGCCGAGACUGGGUGCCACAGAGGACUCCGGGCACCGACUCAACACUGGCCCCUGGACUUCACUCUGAGGGGAGGGGAGAGGGCGUGGAGAGGAAGGAGGAGGGGAGAGAGGCGCCGCUGUCAGAUACCAAAGACUGCCUGGAGAGGGAAGGGCUGCGCAGAUAACCCAUGUCUUUAAUUUAUUCACUUUCGUCAAUCACUUUAUUAAUUAUUUUUCUAAUUCCUGGAGACUUUUAUUUAAUGGCUUCUUUAAGUCAAAAUACUGCCAUUCUAGGUAGGGCUUUAGUAUCCCAGGUACUACCUCUGCUUUUAUUUAGUUUUUUUAAGGAUGGGGGAAGAAGAGGCAAAGGGGUGAUUGUGGGGCAGAGGGCUAGUUGCUCGGUCGCCCCAGGAGGCGCUGCAGGACUGGGGCUGCUGCUAUGGAAAGACGAGGACUGAGGUGUUCUUGGAGCAUCACCAGGCUCAGGCUAGAGCUCCCUGACCGACGUCUGUUGGGAGCGGGACUCUGCUCUUUAUCCCAGUGGGCCUGUGAUAAUGGCUCGCGUGGGAGUCGCGGUCGGGAAGGCACUUCAGUCAGCUUCUGUUGGGCUACCAGAACCCCAGUUCAGCGUUGGCGCGCCGCGGAUAGGCAUCCAGAGAGGGGAAGCUACAGAGGAAGGCAAGGUACACUGUCUUCCUUCCGAUACUCUUUGACAGCUUUUAUUUUGAUUUUUUUUUUUAAAAAAAAAGUUAUUUUAUGAGUCAAGGAGUAUUGAAUCAGUGUUUGCUGGGCUGUUGUGGGUUGAACAGAGUGGCUGGAAGCCCCGUCAUGAGAAGGAAGCAGGUACUAGCAUAGUUUCUCACAAGGCAGUGUGGUGGGUUUUUUUGAAGGUAAAAACUUUAUGAGUUUAUCAUGUUUUAAUUUAAGGGACAGGGAGUGAUAAUCACUACUUGCCUCAUCAUCUAACCCCAUGGAGUGUGGAUCUCCAAAUAAAAAAAAUCAAUACACCUCCCAUCCAAGGAGCUAGGGCUAAUUUGGCUUGAUUCUAGACAAGCCUGUUUGGCUCCUACCCACCCCACCCCUAGGCACUGGCCGCUUCCCCAGUUUUGUUCCAUUGGGGUGUAGUCAAGAUCUGAAAUGCAAGAGUCAGUCUCCCCUUGGGGUGGGGAGGGAAUCAGUGAUAUUGAAGACAGCAGCUUGCUGUGCUUUGGGUAUGAGUUACAUUUGGCUGUAAAACAAUCUUGUUAGAAAAAAUCUGGAGAAUAAGGGAGCAAGGAGGAAUGCCCCCCACACAUUGAGACGCACCUCAGUUGGUCUCUCAUCUUGUUUGUAGGGUUCAUUUGGUAGAAUGCUUGAAGAGGGGAGUGGGUGGCCUUCGGAUUGUACCAACUUCUGAAAAUAGAAACAAUCUUAAACCCAU